AUGUGUGUAGGGGAGGAGGAGAGCCUGUGUCUGCAGCUCGGCCGCCUGCUGAAGGAGCUGCACUGCCCUCAUGAGCAGCUCGUCUGCAGGAUCCUGAAGGAGACGCACAGCAGCAAGGACCUGCUGCAGUCCAUCUUGUUCUUGUGCUCGGAGCUUCAGGCCGCUCGGAUCAUCGACAGCCGAGCCUCUGCACACACACGCUCGGCCUCGGCUCAGGGUCCAGAUCAGGUCUGUGAGGAGCUCCGCAGCGUCUGUCACAGCCUGCAGUUCACUGUGCCACAGGAAGAUGGCCCCAAUGAGCUGUUCCGAAACCUACACACCAAGGUGGAGUCUGUGCUGAGUUCACUCCCCAGAGGCAGCUGUGGCCCCCCGGUGCUGAAGAGCAGCCUGAGCUCAGAGCAGUGGGACAGAGUGUCUGAGGUGAACCAGGCGCUGUCCUCAGAGUACGAGUGCAGGCGGAGGAUGCUCAUCAAGAGGCUGGACGUCACCAUCCAGUCGUUUGGCUGGUCCGACAGAGCCAAGAUGAUGGUGGACCACAUGGCGCGUGUGUACCAGCCCCUCCGUCACUCCCUGAGGGCCCGUUCCUCUGUGGACGUGGCGUCUCUGUUGGCAGCCAGAGAAGACCUGUGUCACAUGGAGAAGACGUGCAGCGGCAGCAGCCGACAGAACACCUCCUGUGCCGUCAACAAGGUUCUAAUGGGAAGGGUCCCGGACAGAGGAGGACGGCCCUCUGAGAUCCAGGCCCCGCCCCCUGAAAUGCCCCCCUGGCAGAAGAGACAGGAUGGGGGAGGCUGGGGGGGUCGAGGAGGGAGAGGCGGAGGAUGGGGAGGCCAAGGAGGACGAGGGGGAAGAGGAGGAGGAGGCUGGAACCACGGACACGGAGGGCGUGGGGGACAUGGAGGGAAGAGAGGACGCUACCAGUAUUAG
Messenger RNA from Knipowitschia caucasica, 927 nucleotides. The record is from the annotation of a GenBank genome assembly. NCBI's taxonomy places the organism in Eukaryota, Metazoa, Chordata, Actinopteri, Gobiiformes, Gobiidae.